Messenger RNA from Truncatella angustata, 693 nucleotides. RefSeq names its product ChaC-like protein. Gene Ontology annotation, cellular component: cytoplasm. The record is from RefSeq and is a predicted model, not a curated record. Gene Ontology annotation, molecular function: gamma-glutamylcyclotransferase activity; glutathione specific gamma-glutamylcyclotransferase activity. Bases 1 to 693 code for a protein of 230 amino acids. The transcript is spliced from 5 exons. Gene Ontology annotation, biological process: glutathione catabolic process. Lineage: Eukaryota; Fungi; Ascomycota; Sordariomycetes; Amphisphaeriales; Sporocadaceae.
AUGCCCGACGUCAACGGCAGUGCCGAUGAGUUCUGGUUGUUCGGUUACGGAAGUCUGAUAUGGAAACCUCCGCCACAUUUCGACCGUCGGAUUCCUGGUUGGGUCACGGGAUACGUGAGGAGGUUCUGGCAAGCAAGCCAAGACCAUCGCGGCACACCUGAGGCUCCUGGUCGUGUCGUGACGCUUAUUGAGCGCUCUUUCUGGUCCUCACUUGUCGACGCACAUGCCUCGGCGCCAGACAAAGUAUGGGGCGUCGCAUACCGGAUUGAGGCUUCGCACGUAGCGGAAGUAAAAGAUUACCUGGACAUCCGGGAAAUCAAUGGGUACACGAUCCAUUAUACGCCUUUUCACCCCGCCGAUGGAUCCGCUAAUAUCAAGACGCUGGUGUACAUCGGCACGCCAGAUAAUGACCAGUUCACGGGGCCACAGGAUCCGCAGCAGCUGGCAGAGCAUAUUUCGAAGAGUGAGGGGCCGAGUGGCCUGAAUCGAGAUUACUUGUUGGGUUUGGAGAAGGCUCUGAAUGAGUUGAGCCCGGAAAGCGGUGACGAACAUGUCACAGACCUAUCCAAUAGACUCCGGGACGUUGAAGCAGGACUGAAGAGCCGGAGUGAGGUCGAUGAGCCCAAUUCGCCUUCACAUGAAUUUCGCAGAGUCAGCAGUGUAGAUGAGCAGGAAGAGACCGAGAAAGCAUAA